GCCUUAGUCAAAUUGAUGGUAAUUUUACAUGCUAUUCGCGGCUCCAUACCUGUCCUGCACCGGGAUUCGAGAUGAGCUGAUUUUUCUUCCCCUUGUGAUUUCUUGGGGAAAGGACUUUGAGUUGACUUCGAAAACAUUAAACAUAUGCAAUUCAUAAAGCUCUGCAUAUGUAUUCGCUUUAGUUGACCAUCAGGAAGUUUUGGUCAAGAUAUCGAUAUAUAUCAGCUAACCACAUAUCUUCACUCUCAGUCUUCACUAAGUUAUCAGAUGCAGAAAACAAUAGAAAUGCAGACAAGAACCAGCAGUUUCAAAGGAAGGAUAACAAAGAAUUACUCUGAGCAUAAUGCACAGAAGUAUUCUGAAUGGGUCCGAGCUGUUAAUGGCACACUAGGUCUGCUGCGGAGCAGACCACACGACUCGAGUACUUACAGAGUUCCCACAAAACUCCGAGCAACACAACCUGGAGUAUACACUCCUCAAGUGGUAUGCAUUGGUCCUUUUCAUCUAACCACGCCUGCAUUACGAGCUACAGAGGAGCUGAAAUGGAGAUAUAUGUUAGCUUAUAUCGAUAGAGUAGUAGAAACAGACACAAAAAACAUUCGAAACAAUGAGUUAGGGGGUGUGCACGAUGAAAAAUCCGCUCAAAUAUCGGCCUUGAAUAAAUGUUGUGAAGUUGUAUCAGGACUGGAACAAGAUGCUCGAGCAUGGUAUGCUGAAGAUAUCAAUUUAGACAAGCAUCAGUUUGUUGAGAUGUUGCUCGUUGAUGCUUGUUUUAUACUCGAACUCUUUUACAGGUGCAAUGUGAUGACCAUUAAAAAGUUCAAAGAACAUCAUAUCCCAUCAACCCAUGAGGAUCAGGUCCAAUUUGAGUCAUUAGCAGGUAAUUACACGAUGGUGACUUCACUGACAUUUGAUUUAAUGCGACUAGAGAACCAAAUCCCGUACUUCAUUCUGCAGAAGCUUUUUGACAUAAUGCCAAGUUCCAAGAGAUUAAUAUUCAGUGGAACACAGGAACUAUCUCUUCGACAGCACAUCCUCUGUUUUUUCCACCAUAUUCCAAUAUUGCGUAUAAAUGUUUUUGAACUUGACAGUAACAUCCAGGAUGCCACCUACAGUCAUAUACUCGACGUGUUGUGCAAAGUUUGCAACCUCACCUCAUGGGCAUUACCCUUACAUUUAACCUACGGAACAUGGGGAUUCAAAAGAUGUUCAACAGAAUUGAUCAAGGCCGGCUUUCAGAUUGCUCGUCGUCAGAGAUCAGACAGUAUGAGCAUAGUCGACAUACAAUUCGACAAGGGAUUGAUUUUAAUCCCGUCAAUCAUCAUAGACAAAUCAACUGUCUCAUUAUUGAGGAAUCUCAUUGCUUUAGAGCAGACCAGAAGUGGCGGACAAAUUAUUACCUCAUACGUCAUACUCAUGAGCACGUUGAUUCGUACCCGAGAAGAUGCAGAUAUAUUUGAACGGUUAGGCAUCCUACAGAAUCCAACAAAACAUCCGGAUCUUACAGGCUUCUUUACAAGUUUCUGUCGCGAAGUUCUUUCUGAGCGCUUCUAUUUUAGAGAUUUGUGCAAUGAGGUUGAAAACUAUGAAAUCCCUUUAUGGAGGUGGUACAGAAUGAAAGGAUACAUGAGUAUUACAUGGUUGAGAUGGAAAAAAUCUUUGAAGGACUUGAAGCGUGAUUACUUCGGAAAUACAUGGAGUUUUAUAGCAUUCUUAACUGCUUUUUUUGUCAUACUUCUGACUCUCUUGCAGACUUUCUACACUGUGCGAGCUUAUUAUCCUCCAUACCAUUAAACGUUGCAAAUUCCAUGUGAUCUGUAUUUAUAAUGAUAUUCUUUUAGUGAUAAUUUUAAUUAUAUAAGUUUU
Messenger RNA from Daucus carota subsp. sativus, 1866 nucleotides. Its product is annotated as UPF0481 protein At3g47200. Lineage: Eukaryota; Viridiplantae; Streptophyta; Magnoliopsida; Apiales; Apiaceae. Bases 268 to 1794 code for a protein of 508 amino acids. The transcript is spliced from 2 exons. The record is from RefSeq and is a predicted model, not a curated record.